Molecule: messenger RNA, 1340 nt
Organism: Schizophyllum commune H4-8
Lineage: Eukaryota; Fungi; Basidiomycota; Agaricomycetes; Agaricales; Schizophyllaceae
Exons: 2
Coding region: 51-1163 (370 amino acids)
Source: RefSeq, a predicted model, not a curated record
CGUUCAUCAGCCGACGCGCGUUAUUCGCGACCACCUUGCUUGCUACCACCAUGCCUCGUCCCCGAGCGAUUCCCCGCGUCCCUCCUGCUGCUCGCGUCGAACUCAGCGCAGGCCAGCUGCUGCGCCAACGUGUCGGGCAGCGCCUAGCCGCCACAACGUGUGCCGUCCCCCACAUCCGUGCGCCCGUGCGCUCGUUCACCGCGUCGACCGUGUCCCGCACCGGUGCCGAUAGCUACAACGACGAGAACAAGGUGCCCGACUUCUACGUGCGCCGCAAGGAGAAGCGUGCCUCGGGGAAGCCUAUCUCCGAAGAGGAGAAGGCGAAGGAUCCCUCCCUCAUGGAGCACCUUUCCGACGGGCUGCUCUCGGAUGAGAUCGUUGCAUCGACGCGGCGCCUCAAGUCGAAGAUUCCUAAGGAGAUGUACAAUGAGGACGGUGUGCUCGUCCACCCCUCAGGGUACGUGAUUCCCACACCGGCGGACGAGACUCCGGCACGGCGCGAGCGCGAGCGCGAUCUGGCGAAGCAGACCGCCGCCGUCGCAGAGCGCGUCUUGGAAGAGGACUUUGAAGGAGUGACCGCGCACACCAAGGCGAAGCGGCGCAAGGUCCCUGUCGAAGUGCGGCACGAAGAUGGCAGCGUCAGCCACCCCUCUGGCUUUGUCCCACCCACGCCCGCAGAGAACUUUGACAAUCUCUUCGCCUGGGAGGACGCCGAGAACGCGAAAGCCGAGGCGCAGGCCCGCCUCCGCAAGGCCGACAAGUCCUCCGACUCCGCCUCCCCCGCUACCCCCCUCAAAUCCGGCACGCUCGAGCAGCAGCCGGCGCACACCUCGGGCACCGCGUCCGGCGAGUCCAGCCGCGCUUCGCACAACCCGCGCUCGACGCAGACCGACCCAGGCGACUCGAGCACGCGCAAGACGGACGAGAUCCUGCAACAGGAGCAGCGCGAGAGCAUCCAGCGCCGGAAGGAGCAGGAGGGCGGGCUCAUGACGGAGCUGAGCGCAGGCGUACUGGCCGGGGGCGUCAGCGCGAGCACGGAGCCGCGCGACGAGAAGAAGCCUACGGCGUACGCCACUCAGGAGGGCGUGCAGACGGCGCAGCACCCGCCAGAUUUCAUCGAGCAGCACCCGCCGCAGCGGGUGAAGAACCCGAAGAAGGAUUGAGCGCGGCGGAAGGAGGGAAUGGAACGAGGAAUCAAUAACAUCUAGAGUAGGUUCUGCUACUUACGGAAUGUCACGCUUUACCAUUCUAUCUGCACGACUAGAUGUACUGUCAUUGUUGCAAUGCUGAGAGUAUCACCUUGCUUGCAAGUGCAAGGUCUUUCCCGUGUCUUAUUGACC